Molecule: messenger RNA, 1185 nt
Organism: Parnassius mnemosyne (clouded apollo)
Lineage: Eukaryota; Metazoa; Arthropoda; Insecta; Lepidoptera; Papilionidae
Source: the annotation of a GenBank genome assembly
AUGAAGCAUCCCAUGUUGUUAAGCUCUAAACACCAUUUUACUCAACUUUUAUUCCAACAAGAACACGUACGGCUUCUACAUCUGGGGCCCCAAGCCUUACUGGCUUCUAUUAGAACGCGUUUUUGGCCCAUUAGUGGAAGAAGUCUGGCUAGACGUACUGUGCAUAAUUGCACCGUAUGUAGGCGUUUUAAGGGUCAGUCUAUAAAAAACAUAAUGGGCAACCUACCUGCUCAAAGACUAAUGCCCGACUUUCCUUUUAUUACAGUAGGGACUGAUUUUGCUGGGCCAUUUAUGGUCACGGAUCGCAAAGGUCGUGGUUGUAAAAUUACAAAAUGUUAUUUGUGUAUUUUCAUAUGUUUUAGGUAUAAGUGCAUCCAUUUGGAGGCUGUUAGUGAGCUGUCCAAGGAUGCUUUUAUAUUAACAUUGAGACGCUUUGUUUCACGGAGAGGGCUACCAAAGCAGAUAUUCUGCGACAAUGGUGGAAACUUUGUAGCUGCUUCAAAGGAACUUAAAGAGUUUUUUGAAGUUAAUGCGAAAACUAUCGCUAAUUUUGCCGCUAACGAAGGCGUUGAGUUUUGUUUUUCGCCUGCAUACGCUCCUCACUUCAAUGGUUUGAUGGAGGCCGGUGUAAAGUCAGCCAAAUUCCACCUGGCUAGGAUAUUAGGGACUACGCACCUAACCUAUGAGGAAUUGUCAUCUUUGUUCACACAAAUAGAAUGUAUCCUAAAUAGCCGCCCCCUAUGUCCAUUAAGUUCCUCUCCCACGGACUAUUAUCCCUUAACUCCGGGCCACUUUUUAAUUGGUAGACCACUAAGCUCGCUGCCAUCUCCGUGUCUACAAUCCACUAAUGCCAAUCGUCUCGACAGAUUCCAGCGCAUCGAGCAGUUUAAGCAACACUUUUGGCGACGCUGGAGCCACGAGUACAUUGCGGAGCUGCAGUUGAGGACGAAGUGGCGCACGAAGUCCAAAGAGAGCCUACAAAUUGACGACCUAGUCCUCUUGAAAGAGGAAAACGCUCCACCGCUCUAUUGGCGUCUCGGACGUGUAAGAAAACUCUUCCCGGGAUCUGACGGAUUGACACGCGUCGCAGAUAUAGACACUGCAAGAGGAAUUGUGCGGCGCGCCCUAAACAGAAUCGUCCUACUACCGAAGCCCGAUGAGUUGGAAGAUCUUGAAAGCUGUUAA